AGCUAGGCGGUUCGCUCUACCAUCAAUACCACCAGUCACUCUCAUAUCAACACCGUCUUUACAUCGAAAGACACCGAUAAUGGAAUCUUUUGCCGAAUUGCUCUAUUAAGCCUAUUAAGGGGAACAAAGUUGUGAAUAAAAGGGGCCCGUAUUCCCCCCUUUCAUCAUCACUUUUUACAGCGCAACAGCUACUGGUGGCGUUAAUUUGACAAUUCUCCUGGAUAUCCCUCUGAACAGUGGAUGGAGUUGUCUGGAAUUUGAAGAGAAUAUUGCUCUUUUGAUCAGCACCACGCCGACGAUUUGAUAACAUGUUCAGGAAUAAAGUUAUGCUGAAGGUGUGGAUCAGUACGCAAGAUGAAAUUGCAAGGGCAGAAUAGACUGGUGUUCACUCACUCACCUGUCAACCUGGGAAGCCUGAGGGACUGACGUUUGGCACCUUUGGGAGAGGACAGCGGCUUUCAAGAGCUUCGCUUGGCCGCGAAGAGGAGGAGAGCCGACAGGAUUAUCUCUCACCUCUGUGUUGUCCAAAGCCGCCUCCAGGGGGGGGGAUCCACACGGUCCGGUAGGGAGUCCACGUCGGGUAGCCAAGCAGUGCUGUGCUGCCCACUUUCACUCCAACCAAACAUGCAGAACAGGGCUCGCACUUAAGAGGGAGGCCAAAUCCAUGAGAAAUUGUUUUUUUUCCCCCCCAACCCAAAAGUACAGCUUUGAGCAAUGAAAUAAAUCCAAGAGGAUCCUUUCUACCUCGCUGAGCUAUCAGGUUGAUAUUCGGUUGUGCUCUUCAGUCUGAAUCGAGAAGGAAAACGAGAACAAAAGGGGGGAAAGAAAUCGUUCGGAAGGUACACGCGGGUUUGGGCGACUGCCAUGUCUCCGGUUUCUGCCAACAGACGGACCUGGCUGGGCCAUCACCGCGGCCUGGCUCCAGUCCCUGUCCUCCUCCUCCUUCUGUGCCAUGUCUUGGCAUUGCGCGCCGCCCGUCCCAAGGGCCCUGGCCACACGUAUCUCAACUCUAUCCGCAUCGACGGCGACAUCUCGCUGGGCGGCCUCUUCCCAGUGCACGCGCGCGGCCACGACGGCAAGGCGUGCGGCGAGCUCAAGAAGGAGAAGGGCAUCCACCGGCUAGAGGCCAUGCUCUUCGCGCUCGACCGCAUCAACAAUGACCACUCGCUGCUGCCCAACAUCACGCUGGGCGCGCGCAUCCUGGACACGUGCUCGCGCGACACGCACGCCCUCGAGCAGUCGCUCACCUUUGUGCAGGCGCUCAUCGAGAAGGAUGGCUCCGACGUCAAGUGCCUGGGUGGCGGCGCGCCCAUCAUCUCCAAGCCCGAGCGCGUGGUGGGGGUCAUCGGGGCGUCGGCCAGCUCCGUGUCCAUUAUGGUGGCCAACAUCCUCCGCCUGUUCAAGAUCCCCCAGGUGAGCUACGCGUCCACCGCGCCCGAGCUAAGCGACAACACCCGCUACGACUUCUUCUCCCGAGUCGUGCCCCCGGACACCUACCAGGCCCAGGCCAUGGUGGACAUUGUGAGGGCCAUGAACUGGAACUACGUCUCCACGGUGGCCUCAGAAGGAAGCUACGGAGAGAGCGGAGUGGACGCCUUCAUUCAGAAGUCCCGUGAGGAUGGUAGCGUGUGCAUCUCGCAGUCUGUCAAGAUUCCAAGAGAGCCAAAGCAGGGAGAGUUUGUCAAGAUCAUCCAGCGACUCUCGGACAACCCUAAUGCAAGAGUCAUCAUUCUCUUUGCCAAUGAGGAUGACAUUAGACGGCUUCUGCAAGCUGCAGAGAGAGAGAACAAGAUUGGACACUUCUUGUGGGUAGGAUCAGACAGCUGGGGGUCAAAGAUCUCCCCUGUGGAGCACCAGGAGAGAGUUGCAGAGGGCGCCAUCACCAUCCUCCCCAAACGCCAGCCCAUACGAGGUUUUGAUCGCUACUUCAUCAGCCGAACACUGGAGAACAACAGGAGAAAUAUCUGGUUUGCAGAGUUCUGGGAAAACAAUUUCAAUUGCAAACUCAGCCGACACCCCUUGAAGAAAGGCUCGGGAAUAAAAAAGUGCACAAAUGAGGAACGGAUCGGGAAGGAUUCCUUGUAUGAACAGGAGGGGAAGGUCCAGUUUGUGAUUGAUGCAGUGUACGCCAUGGCACACGCUCUUCACAACAUGCAUCUGGAUCUGUGCCCAGGGAAAGUGGGACUGUGCUCCAAAAUGGAACCCAUCAAUGGCACUCUACUACUGAAAUAUAUACGCAACAUCAACGUCACUGGUAUUGCUGGUAAUCCUGUGCUCUUCAAUGAAAAUGGAGAUGCUCCAGGCCGCUAUGAGAUCUACCAGUACCAAUGGAGGAACGGAUCGUCUGAAUACAAAAAGAUCGGCAACUGGACUGACCAGCUUAAUCUCGAAAUGGAGGAGAUGCAGUGGCCUGGUGGAGCUCAGCAGGUGCCCACCUCCAUCUGCAGCCAGCCGUGCAAGCCAGGCGAGCGGAAGAAGGUGGUCAAGGGCAUGCCCUGCUGUUGGCACUGCGAGCUCUGCGAUGGCUACCAGUACCAGUACGACCGGACCACCUGCAAGAUGUGCCGCUUCGACCUGCGGCCUAAUGCCAACCACACGGGCUGCCAGCCCAUCCCCAUCGUCAAGCUGGAGUGGAGCUCACCGUGGGCGGUCAUCCCCGUGCUGCUGGCCAUCGUGGGCAUCAUGGCCACGCUGUUCGUGGUGGUCACCUUUGUCCGCUACAACGACACACCCAUCGUCAAGGCGUCCGGGCGUGAGCUGAGCUACGUGCUGCUGACGGGCAUCUUUCUGUGCUACGCCACCACCUUCCUGAUGAUCGCCGCGCCCGACGCGGGCAUCUGCGCACUCCGCCGCAUCUUUCUGGGCUUGGGCAUGAGUAUCAGCUACGCGGCGAUGCUCACCAAGACCAACCGCAUCUACCGCAUCUUCGAGCAGGGCAAGGUGUCGGUCAGCGCACCACGUUUCAUCAGCCCGGCCUCGCAGCUGGUCAUCACCUUCAGCCUCACCUCUGUGCAGCUGCUAGGUGUCUGCAUCUGGUUCUCCAUGGACCCCUCGGAGGCGCUCAUCGACUACGAGGACCAGCGCACCGUCAACCCGCAGCUGGCGCGCGGCGUGCUCAAGUGCGACAUCUCGGACCUGUCGCUCAUCCUGCUGCUGGGCUACAGCAUGCUGCUGAUGGUCACCUGCACCGUCUACGCCAUCAAGACCCGCGGCGUGCCCGAGACCUUUAACGAGGCCAAGCCCAUCGGCUUCACCAUGUACACCACCUGCAUCAUCUGGCUGGCCUUCAUCCCCAUCUUCUUUGGUACCUCCCAGUCCACAGAAAAGAUGUACAUCCAGACCACCACGCUGACCAUCUCUGUGAGCCUGAGUGCCUCUGUGUCCUUGGGGCUCCUCUACAUGCCCAAGGUCUACGUGGUGCUCGUCCACCCGGAGCAGAACGUGCCCAAGCGCACGCGCAGCCUCAAGGCAGUGGUGACCGCCGCCACCAUGUCCAACAAGUUCAACCCCAAAGCCAGCCUGCGGCCCAAUGGCGAGGCACGGACCGAGCUCUGCCACAACCUGGAGACACAAGGUGAUUCCCUCUGAGUAGCAGCCCUCCCCUCUUAACUGAGCCGCAGGCAGAGAAAGCCUUUGGUUCCAAACAGACAUACAUAAGUUACAGCAACCAUGCGCUCUAGAGGAGCUUCCCCACCGCGUACCACAGAUUGACCUCACAGAGAGCAGCCCUUCAUUCUUAGGCUGUCCACAUGGUAAAGACGGAAAUAAAAAAUGGCAUAUGGACUUCUCUGGGAGAGAUGGCUCUCUAAAUGAUCUCACUAAAUGAGGAUAUGGCGCAGGAGCUCCAAACGUUGGUCCAGAAGAAGAACUUGGACCAGUCCAAGACUUGGAAUGUAUGCUUCUGUACGGCAGUGUAACAUCAGUGUGUGUGUGUGUGUGUGUGUGUGUGUGUGUUCGUGUGAGCAUGUGUGAGCACAGUGUUUGCACGACCAGACACAAAGAGAGGAUCUCGUCAGAUGGACAGAUUGAUUCUUCUGUGAAAACUACUUUUCAGCUGUGGGCUCUCUCCCACUAGUGUUUUGCUUUUGGUUCAAAACUCUUCAGUUUUGGGCAAUCUCGUGGUCUGUUGGUUGACUACACUCAGCAUCAAGCAUUAACUUUUGAUGCUUUAAGAUAUUGUGGUGGGUAAACUGUGUAGCACAAAUGCAGACUGUUGGAUUCAGGGUUUAUGUGCAUUAACCCCAAAGAGAAAGAGCAACACUGCAAAGAUGAAUCACAGUCACAUGAUGUUGACUGAGCAGAGUUUGAUUCAAAACAUCUGACUCCUUCCCUAAUGUUUGGAAAUAAUGUGAACGAUUGCAGCAAAACACAUUUUGUCAAUGUUUACAGAUGUUGAGCAUGUUGGUUUGAACAUCCCUGUGUUGUGUUGUAAAAAAAAAAAAAAAAUUCAGUGAAAUGCAUUCAAACUGUGUCGUUGCAGUACCACUAUUUGGUCCCUGGUCAAUUGUUGAUAAAAAUGAACCUGGUUAAGUGAUGGGUCUGAGUUUAUGUAUGCUUGAGUGACCCACUGUCAUAAGAAAUAAAAUAAAAUAAAACAUGAGAUGGCCUUUGGUUUUGCAGUGAUGGCUGCAAGACAUUCACUUCCGCUUGUAACAGAUUCGUAACAAUUAGCCAAACUAAUUAGACCAUAAAUAUGUUGUAGAGAAAUGGUUUACAGCACCCCCAUUCAAAUAUGUGUGGGUUCAUGUCCACAGUCAUACCUGUAUGUGUACUGUGGGCUAUAGCACAGUUGUGAGUCCCCAUACAAACAUACAAAACAAACUUAACAUAGUGGCAGAAGGCUUGUAACUAUUUUACUUUAAUUUAACUUUUUAAGACAAGUUCCUAAAUGAACAAAUAGAUGACAGGUCAGUGGCCAGAAUAGAAAGAACUUCGGGAUGAAAUGAGGUUUUACGUGUCAAAACACUGAACUAAUUCCUCCCUGAUAAUAGAAAUGUCCCCAAUGCAGAACACAGCUACCACCAGUAGACAGCACAGAAAUCAGCAAAGGCUUGUAUCCAUCCUAAUGUACCCUAACUAACAAACUCAAAUAAGCACAGGGAUAUGAAGCAAGGAAAGCACAAGGGUGGUAUAUGUAAGGCAAUUACAAAUGUUCUAAAAGUGUUACAAUAUACAGCCCACGUAAGGCACAAAGUCUUAGUAGCCAUGAUAACUGCCUUUGAUGCACAAACUAGGCUCCAGACUGACAAAUAACACAGAAAUAUUUAAUGACGCUGAAAGAGCUUUACACAAAGGAAACACUGUUGCUAAGGUGAGCACCAGCAAUUUUAUACUGAGUAAUGGCAAAAGCUUGCAUAUGGGAACUCUCUACUUUUGUCCACUCUCUACUUUUGACUCAGAAAGUCUCAUUCAGUGGAAAGGCUUACUGUACAGAGUAAAAAUAUCUGACCAAUGAUUUGGGAGGCUGCAGAUGGGAACACCAUGUGAGUGUGCAGAAUAUGAUUGAUUCAUGUGUAAUGUCUCUCAGCUAGUUGCUAAAUUAGGAAAGGCUGUAAUGAUUCAAAUGAAAUGGUCUUGUUUUUGGUUCACCUUUUCAGAGAAUAUUGGUUGUUUGUGAUGUAAAUUCAAUGACUUGCUGCUUAUGUUUUCCUCCUACAUUUGUUUUCAGCUGAAUAUUUGUGUUGCAAAGCAAAACAUGUUAGUGCUGACCAAAAUUAAAUGGCAAGUUAAUGUAUGUUACUAAAUGGAUUGGUAAUGUUUGCGUUUUGUCCUGACAGCUUAAAAACGAAAAAAAAAAAAAAAAUGAUACAAAAAAAUAAAGCAGUGCCUGGAUAUCUACUGUAUGAUGAACAAAAGUAUUUGUUAAAAAUAAAAAAAACAAAGUA
Messenger RNA from Alosa sapidissima (American shad), 5885 nucleotides. RefSeq names its product metabotropic glutamate receptor 4-like. NCBI's taxonomy places the organism in Eukaryota, Metazoa, Chordata, Actinopteri, Clupeiformes, Clupeidae. Gene Ontology annotation, cellular component: membrane. The transcript is spliced from 11 exons. Gene Ontology annotation, molecular function: adenylate cyclase inhibiting G protein-coupled glutamate receptor activity. The coding region runs from base 865 to 3588 and encodes 907 amino acids. The record is from RefSeq and is a predicted model, not a curated record. Gene Ontology annotation, biological process: regulation of synaptic transmission, glutamatergic; G protein-coupled glutamate receptor signaling pathway.